Molecule: messenger RNA, 1889 nt
Organism: Mugil cephalus (flathead mullet)
Lineage: Eukaryota; Metazoa; Chordata; Actinopteri; Mugiliformes; Mugilidae
Product: cyclin-G2-like
Exons: 8
Coding region: 190-1188 (332 amino acids)
Biological process (GO): regulation of cyclin-dependent protein serine/threonine kinase activity; mitotic cell cycle phase transition
Cellular component (GO): cyclin-dependent protein kinase holoenzyme complex; cytoplasm; nucleus
Molecular function (GO): cyclin-dependent protein serine/threonine kinase regulator activity
Source: RefSeq, a predicted model, not a curated record
CAGUAGGAUCUUAUUUGUUCAGGGCUGGGCGGGUGGCUGCUCUGUCUACAGCAGGGAUCGAGGGUCUUGUAUUUAACGCCCGCGGUCCACUAUCGCUAUGGAAAUGGAAACAUGAAGAAGUGCGUUUUAUAUUUAUAAUUCCGUCGCAGAGCCGUUCUUCUCCUGCACGGCGGCGACCUUUGCGCCAGGAUGAGGGAUCUGCAAGGCGUUGACAGCCUCAUCUUGAAAGAGUUGAAGUUGUGUUGUGCAAGAGAGUGCAGCUUUCUUCCCAGGGAGACUGGCCUGAAGCUCAUGGAGUCGGCGGAGAAUCACAAUGGAGUGUCCGCCAAGAGCAGAGACGCCAGAGUGGGAGAACUGUGGGGCCUGACCAGUUUCUUUGGGUACAGCACCCAAACUUUUGUUCAAGCUGUCAAUUUGCUUGAUAGAUUUCUCACCAUUAUGAAGGUACAACCCAAACACUUGCCUUGUAUUGGAGUCUGCUGUCUUCACAUUGCUGCCAAAAUGGUUGAGGAGGAGAGCAAUGUCUCACCCACUCAUGAACUCAUUCGCAUCAGCCAAAGCAAGUUCACCGUGUCAGACCUCUGUCGUAUGGAGAAGAUCAUCUCAGAGAAGCUCAGUGUGGAGCACAAAGCAGUGACAGCCUUAACCUUUCUACACCUCUACUACUCAGCCUUCACAUCCCUGUCUGCUGGAAGGGAGGAGAUCCCAAGCAUUGGGAGACUGGAAGCCCAGCUAAAAGCCUGCUUAUGCCGGCUUGUUUUCUCUAACGCAAAACCAUCAGUGCUGGCACUGUCCCUCAUUGCUCUGGAGUUUGAAGCCCUCCAGUCUGUCACUCUGUUGAAGAUUGUCCAGCAGUUUCAAAGACAUCUAAAGAUCGGUGACAGUGAGCUGCUUCACUGCAAGGAACUUGUGGCCAAAUGCAUGAACGAGUACUGCUCGAGCGAAUGUAACAAACCAAACAACAAAAAGCUUGUUUGGAUCGUUUCCAGAAGAACAGCACAGAACCUUCAAGCCAGUCACUUCAGUGUACCUGGUCUGCCAACCAUUCCUGAGAUGAGCUGGGAUGAGAGCGAGAGUGAGGACUCCUGUGAGGACAUGAGCUGUGGAGAAGACAGUCCCUGCGGCUCGUUGGGAAGUAUCGGUGAAGGAGCCUUCUUCCCUUCCACAUUUCUCAGCUGCAGAAAGUGAUGAGACUUCAUUGUGCAGUAACGACGGAUGUUUGUUUGUCCCUUGAAUGGUAACUGAUUUCAUGGCAUGCAUGCGUGUUUCACUCGUGUGUAUUGAAAGUAUGUCAAGUGACAGGUUUUGAACUUUAAGUGCCUGUUAAAAUUCUGUUUACUGUUUUUUUUUUCCUUUUUUUUAUGUUGAAACAACUAUAUCGCACAGAUUACAAUAUCUUGGCAGCUUGAUGGAACUACAUCUUUGUACGUCUCUUUUAAUGAGACCUUUGUGUCUGAGCUCGACACAUUCCAGAAAUAGUUGUGAAGCGCAUGGAAGAACUUAAGCGUGUCGAUCAAGCAGUUAACUCAUUGCUGAAUGCCAGCAAACACAUUAGCACACCCUCAGUCUUUUUUUAUACCAUUUUUUACUUAAUACAAUACAGUGUCCUCCAGAUGUAAAAGUGUGUGCUUAAAAUUAUUAUUCUAAUAUGACAUAUAUGACAGUAGUGUGAAAAUACCAGAUUGCAAAUGCAUGGUUGAAAUGUGUGAUUAUGAAUGAAUGUUGUUCAUGUUAACCAAGAUAAGCUUAUUGUAAAAAAAAGUUUAAAAAAUGUACAUAAAUUGUAAAAACAAGAAAAAAAAAUGUUUUGUGUAACGCUGCACGUUAUGUGUUGUUUAAUAUGCUCUAAAGUCAGAGAUAAUCCUUCUAAAUAAAAAGCUUUUUAUCUA